Molecule: messenger RNA, 1275 nt
Organism: Ooceraea biroi (clonal raider ant)
Lineage: Eukaryota; Metazoa; Arthropoda; Insecta; Hymenoptera; Formicidae
Product: RING finger protein 212B
Biological process (GO): reciprocal meiotic recombination; protein sumoylation; homologous chromosome pairing at meiosis
Cellular component (GO): synaptonemal complex
Molecular function (GO): SUMO transferase activity
Source: RefSeq, a predicted model, not a curated record
UCCGUGAAGAGCUACGUAAUAGACCCCCAGGUUCAAGUUUUGGCGCCACUGGCCAACUUUGAAUUGCGUAUCGUUCAUCACGCGAAUAUAAAAUAACACGAAUUACGCACUGGACCGAUAAUACGCGCGUGAUAAAAGUAAGCUUCUGUAUUAGGUAUUUUUCACGUGCACAUGAACAUGGACCUGGACCUGGACAUGUACAUUUGCAACAAGUGCUUCGCGCCGACGUACAGGGGAAAACAUCCGUACUACAUCACGCAGUGCGGCCACAUUUUUUGCCAGAAGUGUCUGCAACAAGUCGAAAACCAGUGCCCGCAAUGCCAACAAGUCGGUCCGAAGUCUAUACCGUUGCGGGAACCAUUAGCGCCCAAGGUGACCCCGUUUUUCGUGCCUCUUGAGGAGACUCUGGGGAUACUAUUAAAAGUGGAUUUAUUUCGUAAGAAUCAGAUGAAAUCGACGAUGCAGCGUUUUCACGAGCUUGACAAAAAAUACGAGAUGCUGAAGAAGCAGUACUGCAUCCUGGGGCGCAAUUUAAAACUGCUAACGCAAAAAUAUCUCAAUCUCAAGUCCAUGAAGGAGAAGCUCGACAAGAAAAUGCUGGUUUCCAAGAUACAUGAAAACUUUUCACCGUCCAUCUUUUCAUCUGUGUCAUCCAAGAUGACGCUAAUGACGCCAACCUCCGAUACAUUUCCUUCAACGAGCACGGGAUAUUCCUCAGGAUCAGGAACUAUGAGAUGUAGUGAUAUAUCAUCUAUGCUAUCGAUUGACUCCAACCAUGACAGAAUGAAUGAUGGCUUCCGCAUACCCAGUAACCGCAGGCCACCAAGGUCCAUCGGUUCGUUUAUUUCGAACAGCAGGUCAAAUGGUCGAAUUUGAGCUGAAAUAAAUUUUUCUCCUUUAAUCUCUUUAUUUCUUAUUUAAAAAGUUGCUAUUAAAAAUUAUUAAAAGUUAAAAAUAAGUUAUUAUUAAAAGUUAUUAUUUUUUAAAAAGUUAUUAAGAAAAGGCAUCAGAUGGAUGAUAAACGUCGAUUUAUUUUUUUAUCCUUUUUUUAGUUAUGAUUAAAAACAGAAUAUCACCAAAGAGAAAUAUAUAUAUGCAAAAUUGACUUGUAACUAUAUAUAUAUAUAUUAUUCCCAUCCUAGAUCGUGAAACAUAAAAUCCAGUUUCUAAAAAGAACUAAGCAGUAGUAAUACAUAACCUAUCACGCACGCAUAACGUAACCUCACUUUAUCCACAAGUGUGCGUCGUGCAUAUUAUAUGAUUUGAGAGUAAAAA